CACAAUACUUUUUUUCUGAAAUCUGCAUGUGACAUUUUGUUUUUACCCAUGUAACUGUUAACACAGGGAUGUAUUUCAGAGCACAUCUUUUCUGUCUUCUCCUUGUAUAUAUAGGUGGACAUACACAGCUAAACAUCAUUCAGUAUCCACCUGAAGUAGAUGAAUUUUUGCAGAAUAGUGUUAUCCUGAGCUGUCAGUGGGAAACCAAGCCAACUUUUGAACGUAUCUCCAUAGAAUGGUUUAAGUGCGAAGAUACAAAAACAACUUUGACAGAAAUAAAAGGAGGAGAGAAGAUGAAUUACACACUGUUUACCAAGGAUAAAACUAGAAGGCUAAAUGAGUCGAUACUAAACAUCGGCAAAGCUUUGCUAAAUCACAGAGGCAUUUAUUACUGUGUUGUGACAGUGGAAAUACCUCCACCACCAAAACCUCACUUUGGAAAUGGAACAAGAUUGAUCAUUAAAGAAAGGGAAAGGAAAGUGGAAAUAAAGUGGAUUAUGAUCACAGCAGGUGGCAUAUCCCUCUUAAUUGCUGUCACAGGGCUAGGAUGUUGCCUAAGAAACAACGCUAAGAGAGUUAAUACUGAUGGUACAUCACAGUUGAGGAAAAGUUUUAGAUUUCAUAUUGAAGAUCAAGAUGCUCCUGAAUCCAAGUGCAAGAUGUUAACCAAAGCAGCAACCAGUCCAGCCACAGAGGAUCUGUCUGAUAAUAAUGAAUAUAAAAGAGAGUUGAAAUCUGAAAAUGGGAACAAGAGCUCAAAGCAGAAUGCCAAAAGGAAAGUAAUGAAACAUCAGUGCCAAGAAAAGAAAGAAAGAACAGCAAACAAUCCAGCCUCUAAGGCUAUGUCUUGUAAUAAUGAUAACAAAAGAGAGUUGAAAUCUGAGAAGAGGAUUAUGAGCUCAAAGCAGAAUGGAAACAUGAAAGUCAUGAAACAUCAGUGCCAAGCAAAGAAAGAAAGAGCAGUGCACAAAAAUCCUGCAACACCAUCCUGCAAACCACCAGGAUCUGCUCCAGUGAAAUCUUCCAGCAAUCCAAGAUCAGCUCCAGUGAAAUCUUCCAGCAAUCCAAGAUCAGGACAACUGCGACCUUCCAGCACACCAUGUUCAGGACACCAGAAACAUAGUAACAAGCGUAAUCUCCCUAAAAAGAGGCAGACUCCAGUUCUACAAGAUGACUCGGAUGCCAUUUAUCAAAAUUUGUGACAAGAAUGUUUGAGUAUCCAAGGGAAAGAAUGUCAUCACUGAAGAGUUGUGCUGUACCUUGGAUUAGCACUUUCUCCUUGCAGUGACAUUAUUUACAAAAAGUACUUUUUGCACUUAGCAAUGGUCAAAUAUAGUGUAUACUCAGAGAUGAAGGAAACAAAAUAUAUAGCUAAAGCCAGCAACCAAACAACUGAAUUUAACAAAAAUAACAAUUCAGUAAUGUUAAACAGCCCAGCAGUCAAACAGAAUAAGUAAUAUUGUGUCUUGUUAAAAAAACACAGAGACAUUACUUCUUCAAAGUAACUGAUACACUUAUG
Messenger RNA from Protopterus annectens (West African lungfish), 1519 nucleotides. RefSeq lists its product as uncharacterized. Bases 69 to 1202 code for a protein of 377 amino acids. Lineage: Eukaryota; Metazoa; Chordata; Ceratodontiformes; Protopteridae. The record is from RefSeq and is a predicted model, not a curated record. The transcript has 14 exons.